Molecule: messenger RNA, 1356 nt
Organism: Elaeis guineensis (African oil palm)
Lineage: Eukaryota; Viridiplantae; Streptophyta; Magnoliopsida; Arecales; Arecaceae
Source: RefSeq, a predicted model, not a curated record
CCCAUCAAAACGGCCUCCGUCCUGAGCCGGCCCUGAACCAAAGCGAACCAUGCGCCGUCCCUGAGAUCGAUUCACUCCCUCCUCCCCUCCUCUCUCUCUCAAGCCCACCUUCCUCUGUCUCCCAUCUUCAACCUCUUCUCUUCCUCCGCUGUUUCUCUUCUCUUGCAAACCUAAGGUCGCGUCUUUCUCAACCACAGGCUGAUUGCCCGCCAAAUAUAUCGCUUUGGAGAGAGAGAUGGCUGGACUGUUAAGUCGCCGCCUACGCUUGUUUCCGUUCCUCCAGACCGUUCGACCCUGUUUUCCUCUAUCUCCAGCCGAAAGAUUGGAAGUUUCAUUUUAUUUGCCGAUGGAGCACGGAAGAGGAGGAGCCAUUGGAGAACAUUGGGUUCCCACCAUGCAAGUAUCCCGAUCCUAUGCUCGUGAACGCACACAUUAUGACUUGUUUGGUAGUGGAAGACCUGGUGAACAAGAAUUCAGAAAAGCCUGGGCAAAGGAGAUGGAUGAGGAUGACUGCCUGUGGACGGCAAGUGAGGAUGAAGAUGAAGAAGAUAAUGAAAAGAAUAAGAGCAAUUUGGAGAAGGAAAUUAAGAAAUUGAGAAAGACAGCUAAGGAAAAUGCAGACCUUAUUGAUGCCGAUGACAGUGAUGAGCUGAGAAGUUUAUGCCCUGAAAGUGAUGAGGAGAUGACUUUGUGGAGUGGUAGUGAAUGGGAUGAUGAUGAUGACAUUCCUACUGAGGCCCACCCAAAUGAGCGCAGUGAUCCACAUAUAGACAAAUUGUUUGAGUUUGAGGAAACACCUAAAUAUCGAUCCAUCUCAGAGUUGUUGAAAGCUGAAAAGGAGCCUCCAGAGCUGUCUCCAGGGAAGCAAGCUAGAAAGCUUGCUGUAGAAAAUGCACUGAAGAAGUUGAAGAAAGGGCCAGAUGGCCGCUAUGUAAAUGUGUUGGAGGUCAUGAGCGAUAUAGAUAUACUCAUUGGAGCUUUUGAAAACAUUGUUUCAGGACCAGAGUAUGCAGAGCUGCGAGAGGGAGGGCCUAAAAGGCUAAACUUACAGUUCUUUAAGGAUAUACAGGCACGUAUGAGAGAUCCAAAUUUUAAAUUUUCUCCUGAGUUAAAGUUAAAACCAAAGAAGAAAUUAGUUCCAAGAAAAAAGUGGCAAAAAGCUCAGUCUAGACGAAGGAAAAAUGAGAGACGAUAAGAAGAGGUAAUUGGUUGUAUGUAUCUUUUGGGCAACUUGUAACUACAACUUUGAUGGUUGAAUAUUACUUAUGAUGGCAGCAGAAUCUCUAUAAAUGCAAUUUUAAACCAUAUAAUAAACAUAUGUGCAUCAGGUUGAUUGUACAUACUGUAUACUUUGUA